CAUACUAAGUGAACGAAUCUAUAGUUAAUUUAUGACAUGCAUACAUACAUGUUGACAACCUCAACUGUGAAGAUUCGAGCUUGCGUGUGCGGUACCUCCGAUGUCGCGUACACAAAAUGGUAUUCAAGUAUAUAAUACGCUGAAACGACCUACACUUGGAGUACGCGAAAAAUACAAUAUCAACAGAAAUGGCUUAUCGCAUUAUAAGGAGCCGACAGAAGAAUUUUUGCACCCCCCUUUAAAAAUUUCAAUAUCAAUUUGUCGAUAUAGUUUGUCUCACGUACGUUCAAGACAAUUGACAGAAUGAAUCACUUUCGUCUCUGUCAAUACUUAAUUUUGCCUGUAUAUAGAAGAAAAUUGAAUAAUUGAAAAUGAGCGAAAGGAAAUUCACAAAAGGCUUAGGAAAGCCUGGAAUGGCUGCACAACUUCGUGAGACCGUUUCUCAAGUUGUGCGUGAAAAAACUUGCCAGAGUAAAUUACAUGUAAUCGAACCUAUAGAUUUUGAAAGCUUUAUUGUUAAAAAUAAAACUGUCAUAAUCAAUGAUAAGUAUCGAAAAUUGCUGUUGUAUCCAAUAGAUGAUGUUACACAAGUUGCCAUUCCUCGAGAUCAUCGCACCGUUGUUCCCAGUGUACCAGCAGAAAUCCCAGAUGAAAUCAGUAUAUUUACCAAAGAGUGCAUCAAUAGUUACUCUACUGAUUGGAAUUGUAUUCAUUAUAAAUAUUCAGCUUACAGUGGUUCAUAUUUUGAUCUUGUUUGCGUGAAAGAGGAAAUGUACGAAAAUGAUUUGGAAAAUCAAGUCUACGAAAUGGACAUCCAAAUUGAUCAAAUCGAUAAGGAGGCAAUGACAAAUUUAAACGGCCUUGACAAGCGGGGUUAUCUGAUGAAGGGAUCCGAGAUCGGGUCCAGCGAUCGAAUCAUAUUUUCCAGCAUUGGAUCAAAGUCCUUCAAAAGACGCUUUUGCCAUCUCAGACAGCAAAUCGAUGGCACGUAUGUUUUAGAAUUUUCCAAAGAUGAUAAAAAAACGGACGUCAAAAUUGCCAAUUUAGAUUUUUGUUCGGAAAUUGUACGAAACAAUAAAAGAGGAAAAUAUUGUUUUGAACUAAAAAUGACUGGGCCUCACAAGUCAUAUGUUUUGGCUACCGACAAUGAAAAUGAGCUGCAAGAUUGGAUCGCCAAAUUGAAUGAUGUGCUUCAACAUUACAAGCAGCAAGAAGAAAACCACGCGGCCUGGUUAGAAAAAACCUCCAUGACGCAAUCACAAUCUAAUCAAGUAAGACACAGUUUCGUUCCUUGUGUUUUCGGUACAUUAAAGAGUUUGGAGCAAAGUAUGAAUCCGCAACUGAUACGAUAUUCUCAAGAGACAGAUGCGAGUAUUGGGUCUGAAAGAAAAAAACAGAGAAAACGAUUAUUUCCCAUGUACUUAUUUCAGAAUAGCAAAAAGUUUUCUUUGCUCAAUGAAAACGACUCGAAACCCUAUAGAAAACAGUUUAACAGAAGAAUUUUUAUAAAAUGUGAAAGCAUUACGUUCAAACUGCAAGCUUCAAUCAACGAUAGUGAGUUCUCGAAUCAAGUCGAGCCGUACUUUACCACUUUAAGCGUGUUUGAUGUGAAAAAAAAUCGUAAGCUGUGCGAAAACUUUUAUUUCAACGUUAAUAACGAUUUUGCGUGUCAAAUUUUCAAAAAUGCUAAAUACGCGGAAUCAAAUGGUUCAACGGACAUCAAUGACGAAGGCACUUUCAAAUUGUGUAGAGAAUUCAAUGGGUUUGAGGCUGUUUGGUUGAACGAUCUCAAGCAAGCGGUAAUUAACAUCAGUGAUCCUCAUCCAGAUAUAUUUCUCGUUGUAAGGAUAGAAAAAAUUUUACAAGGCAACGCGCAUCAAAUUGUCGACGCUUAUGUACGGGCUGACAAAGACCCUCGCUUAGGUGCGAAAGCGCAUAAGCAAAUGCAAGCUUAUUUACAACGAUUACAAAACUAUAGAAUGCCUUUUGCUUGGUCUGCCAAGCCGCUAUUUCGUUUGUAUAGUAACGAAUUGGAAACGUGCUUGGAUUUCCCAGCUAUUUAUCGGCAAGAUGGGAACAAAAUUAAAGAUGAGGAAUUAUUAAAAUUACUUUCGGAUUACAGAAAACCAGAUAAAUUCAGCAAAUUGGCCGUGAUACCUGGGAGAAUAAAAAUAAAAAUGGAAACUGUAACCAAAAAUCCAGAAAAUACAUUAUCAACUUUUUUGGAACCUUUGCAUCCGUUUCCUGUUCCACCGACGUCGAAAGUUACCGUAGAAGUUGCAGAGUUUGACGGUGUAUCUGAAAAAAAUAUUUACCCAUUCACGACAUACAUCAACAACCUUUAUGUAUAUCCACAGAAUCUCGCAUUUGACACUCAAAAAAUAUUUAAUAGAGCAAGAAAUAUUGCGUGCUUUGUGGAGAUGAGGGAUGAUGACGCCGAAACGACGCAACCUUUAAAAUGUAUUUAUGGGCGUCCCGGCUCUACUCUUUUUAUUUCGAGAACUUCUUGUUCCGUUUUACAUCAUAAUGCAACUCCGUGUUGGUACGAAGAAAUAAAAAUCAGACUUCCACUUCAGCUUCACGCCAAGCAUCAUUUGCUUUUUACAUUUUAUCACAUAAGUUGCGAUGUUAACAAAAAGAAAGAAUGCAAAGUUGAGUCUUGCAUUGGUUACUCUUGGCUACCUUUGCUGAAUAAAGGCCGUCUCAUUUUGACGGAUGCCAGUAAAUACGUAUUGCCAGUGGCUAUGGAUUUACCAGAAGGAUAUUUAUCCAUUCAGUCCCUGGGUCUUGGUAGAGGAAAUGCUGGUCCAGAAAUAUCAUGGAUAGAUUUUCAAAAGUCGAUAUUCACUGUAUCGCUGCAAAUCAAUUCAACAGUUUUGACUAGUGAUAUCAACUUGCACAACCUAUUUGCUCAUGUAGAAAAAAUGUUGAAACCUGUGCCAAUUUCCGUGCCGUCUGAUUCAGAAACUUGCAAAGUAUUGAGAUCGGCUUACGACAUUGGAUUGGGAUCCAUCGUAAAGUUUUUACCGACAAUUUUAAAUAAAUUAUUUACUUUGUUGACCUCUCGGACAAGUGACGAAGUGGGCCAGUGUAUUGUCAAAUUAUUGAUUCACAUGGUUAACUUGGUACAUGAAGCGGGUCAUCAAGAGAUAUUGUUUUCUUACGAAAAGUUUGUUUUUUCAUCAAUCAUCAGCUGCAAAUCCAAACCGAACAAUGCAACUUCCCCAACAGUUCACGAACGUCUCGUAAAAUACUUGUCAGUUUUAUUACAACCGAUAAACGUGGACUUGGUAUUUUUACAAAAAUUUAUCCGCCAUUCGAGACUUAUUUUCAACCUCAUAAUUAAAAGCAUGGCUCAAUAUCUCUUUGCUUUGGAGCGCAUAAAGAUAAAUCGAUAUGAAAGAUUUUCCAAAGAUUAUCAGCAGCAAAUUGAAACUUUUUUGCUAAUGAUUUCAUUGUACAUUGAAAACAAAUGUAAGGAUGCACCUAUGGAAAGUCACACGCUCAACGAAAGUUGUGCUCAAUUUUUCAAGCGUUGUCUGACAUUUAUGGACAGAGGCUUUGUUUUUAAAUUAAUAAAUUUGUACAUCAUGAAAUUCUCUACGAGCUCGGCCACUCACGUACUGCAAGAUUUAAAAUUCAAAUUUCUUCGCAUAAUUUGUUCCCACGAGCAUUACGUUAUCUUUAAUUUACCAUUAAUGCACACGCGAGUACUAUCCAAAGGGGUAAACGAUACUGCAGAUGAAAAUGACGAUUCGUUAUACGACGAUUAUUAUUUAUCUGAAAAUUUUUGCAAACACCACUUUCUCGUAGGACUAGUGUUGCAACAAUUGAAAAUCUCUCUGAGUGAAGCAGAAUCUGUUCGAACCAUGGCCAUUUCUACGCUCAAAUACUUAUUGGCCAAGCACGAAUCGGAUGAUAGAUAUCAAGAUAAGGGUCGCAUGAGUAGAGUAGUGUAUUUGUAUAUACCAUUAUUGAGCAUAACAUUGGAGAUUUUUGAUCGUUUCGAAACUGUCGACGACUUAAUCAAUAAAUGGACAAAUGCUCGCCACACUAGUUGUCUCGCGUCCUGUUCUUGUCAAUCGUGCUCAAAAAAUUUGACCAUUUUAAGAAGUGACAAUGUCGAUGAUGUUGUUACAACGACGAGUACACCGAUAAAAUUGUCACUCAACAGGUGUUUAGCACAAACGGAUUCACCACUGAAAACUUGCGUCAACGUUCGAAAUUCUGCAUACUUGGCAGCCAUAGCUGGACACAAUUCCAUGGGCAAUGCUUGUAAGGUCCGUAAUGCCCAAGCAGAUUUGCCGGAAACAACUAAUUUAUCGGUUCAACCGAUGCCAUCUCAAGAAAUACUGAUGUCUUUAGAAAUGAAUCAUGACUUAAUCGAUGAGGAAAAAAAAAAACACUCGCGGUCCAUUAGUUCGUCGGGUUCGGUUGCGUUCAUUACCCCUAGAAAAGAUAAAUUUUCACAUGCAGACGUGCAAAAUUUAUUGAUUUGUUUUUUAUUUGUAAUCAAGCAUUUGGAAGAAGAGCAUUUAAAAGUUUGGUGGCAACAAUGUAGUGACGUUGAAAUACAUAAAUUUUUGUCAGUGAUGGAGUUAAGCUUACAUCAUUUUAAAUAUACUGGUAAAGAACAACAAGCUGUGAUAUCGAUUCAUCACCAUCAAGAUAGUUCCAUCAAACCAAAGUCAACCAAGGCUAUGACUUUACCCGCCAGGAUAUCGCCCCUUGAAAUUUCGAAUGACAAUUCCACUGCCUCCAAUACGUUGCAAUCUCAAAAUUUAACUGUCCUUGGUGAUAGAUCUGUAUAUAAUAAUAAUAAUAAUAAUAAUAAUAAUAAUAAUAACAACAACAAUAAUGAUAAUGACGACGACGGUAAAAAAAAGCAACGUACAAAAAUACAGGCCAACUUGGCCGUGGAAGUUGGACUCGUCGUGCUCGACUGUUUGGGAUUAUUCUGUCGACAUUUUGAGGAUGCAUUAUUGCAAAACGAUAGAAAUGAUUCUAUCGUACAACAAAUUGUCAAUAUUUACUUGACUUUUCUACAAAUCGAUCAAUCUGAAAAUUUGUUGCGUCACGUUUUUGCGGCAAUGAGGUCGUUUUUGAAUAAUUUUUCUGUAAUUUUGUUCAGAGGUAACGCACUGUUAUGUGGACGAUUAUGUUACGAACUGUUAAGACGUUGCAACAGUAAAUUAAAUUCUGUGAGGCAGGAGUCGUGCGCCCUGCUUUAUUUGCUCAUGCGAAGCAAUUUCGAAUUCACCAACCGAAUUGGCUUAACAAGAGUCCACUUGCAAGUAAUCAUUUCUGUUUCUCAGCUCUUGCGAAACGUAAUCAAUUUGAAUAAUCCACGAUUUCAAGAAUCGUUAUCGUUAAUGAAUAGUUAUGCUUCUUCGGAUAAAGUUAUGAAAGGAACAAAUUUUCUUCUUGAGGUCCAAGACUUGAUCAAACGAAUCAGAACGGUGUUAAUGUCCACGACGCAAAUGCGGGAGCACAAAAAUGAUACCGAAAUGCUGCUCGACCUGCAAUACAGACUCGCAAAUUCAUAUGCUAGUACACCUGAAUUAAGACACACGUGGCUCGAAACGAUGGCACGAAGCCACAUGGAACACGGCAACUACUCCGAGGCUGCUUGCUGUCAGUUACACAUUGCCGCGCUUAUGGCGGAAUACUUGAAACUGAAGAAUUUAAACGACUGGGGGGCAGAGGCUUUUGAUGGGAUAUCAAAAAAUAUAUCGAGAGAUGAAAAAGAUUUGAAAUUCGAUACCGGCAUCCAAGAUAUACAUUACAAUAGCCAAGUGCUGCUUCAACAGUUGGAGUCUUGUACGGAAAUUUUGGAUAGAGCAGAAAGAUUCGAAAUACUUGGUCAAUUGUAUCACUUGAUUGUACCGAUUUACGAGAGGGACAGAAAUUACGAGGCCUUGGCUAAAUGCUAUUCACAUCUGACCCAGGCGUACAGUAAAGUCGUGCAAGUUAAUAAAAGUGGAAAAAGACUGCUCGGACGAUUUUACAAAGUCUCUUUCUUUGGAUUGGCCCACUUUGAACGAGAGCAUGGCGCCGAGUACAUAUACAAAGAGCCUAAAGUUACUUCGUUAUCAGAAAUCUCGGAACGUCUGCGCGACUUGUAUUCCAAAAAGUUUGGCUGCGAAAACGUCAAGAUAAUCAUGGACUCUGGUGACACUAGCGUCGACGAAUUAAAUUCGACAAUAGCUCACAUUCAAGUAACUCAUGUUACACCUUACCAUCAUAACGAUAAUGCCGAACCCGAGGCCCGCCAAACGGAGUUUGAAAGAAAUCACGACAUUGACUGCUUCAUGUUUGAAACGCCUUUUACGCGGGACUGUGCGAAAAGCCGAGCAAGCCCACAAGAUCAAUGGAAACGGCGUACUAUUUUGACAACUCAACGUUCAUUUCCCUAUGUUAAAAAACGCAUCAAAAUAAUAUCAAAGAAAACUAUCGAAUUAAGCCCGAUACAAGUUGCUCUGGACGAGAUGAGACAACAAGUUCAAGAACUGCAGAAUGUGACGUUGACGAAGCCUGUAGAUUUAAAAAAAUUACAACUCAAGCUUCAAGGCAGCGUAUGCGUUACAGUGAAUGCGGGCCCUCUGGCGUAUGCAUGUGCAUUUUUGAAUCCUACGCUGCGCUGCAAUUAUCCCGAUGACUUGGUUUUAGAAUUGAAAGAUGUGUUUGGAGAAUUUGUGAAAAUUUGUCGCACGGCUCUUCAAAUAAAUAGUAAAUUAAUUUCGUGCGAUCAGUAUCAGUAUCAGGAAGUGCUGCGUGAAAACUACCAAAAGUUGUGCAACAACUUAUCAUCAGUAUUGGGAGAUUCGGUCUGGCCAGACGAACAUGCCAAUAAUUUUAAACGUAACAGCGCGGCUCUUUUUAGUGCCAUCAGUGGCACGACAAACAGCCAUUCGAGCACGGCUUGAGAGCUAAUUUAAAGACUGAUGGGUGUAUUAUUAAGUAUAUAUUAGACGACAUCACAAAAUAAAUAAGUAGCAAAUUUUUAUUACCAAGGA
Molecule: messenger RNA, 7016 nt
Organism: Copidosoma floridanum
Lineage: Eukaryota; Metazoa; Arthropoda; Insecta; Hymenoptera; Encyrtidae
Gene: Ziz
Product: dedicator of cytokinesis protein Ziz
Biological process (GO): positive regulation of GTPase activity; small GTPase-mediated signal transduction
Molecular function (GO): guanyl-nucleotide exchange factor activity
Source: RefSeq, a predicted model, not a curated record